GGCCGAACCACACAUCGAAACUGUCGCACUACUCAUAGAGCAACAAAAUGAUUGCCCUCGUCGCUUUUGACCUCGACGGAACUCUUGCCGAGAGCAAGCAGCCCUUAAAAGACACGAUGGGCGAGGCAUUGGCUGAUCUCCUGUCUGUCGCCAACGUCGCGGUGAUCUCCGGAGGCGAUUGGUCACAAUUCAGAAAGCAGGUCGCGAGCCGCCUGCCAGCACGAGCAGACCUAUCGAAGCUGUGGCUAAUGCCAACCACCGGAACCAAACUCUACACGCACAAGAAUGCCGACUGGCAGGCGGUUUACGCUGAGCUGUUCAGCGACGAUGAGAGAAAGAAGAUCAUUGCAGCGUUCGAGGCCUCGCUCGAGGCAACGGGCUUCAAACCAGAGCAGACCUGGGGCGAGCGCAUCGAGGAUCGGGGUAGCCAGAUCACCUUUUCCGCCCUCGGUCAGGAAGCACCAGUCGCAGCUAAGGAGGUUUGGGAUCCUGAUUUCGCUAAACGCAAGGUCAUCCAGGCGGACUUGCACAAGCGACUGCCCGACCUGUCAAUCAAUAUGGGCGGCGCGACGUCGAUCGACAUCACCCAGAAAGGCGUUGAUAAGGGGUACGGCCUCAAGAAGCUGCGCGAUGCGAGCGGUAUCCCACUCGAGCGUAUGAUGUUCAUUGGCGAUGCCAUAUUUCCGGGCGGUAACGACUACCCUGCGAAGGAGCUUGGGCUGGAGACAGUGCAUGUAAAGGAUCCGGACGGGACGCUCGCCGCAAUUGCCGCUAUUGUUGCUUGCCUCAGGUAGCGAAGACUGUAUCUCAAAUAACAGGAGAAACAGCGAGGACCGUGAAGAGCCUGGGCAGAAAGCGAAGUUGGACAGAUGAACCGGGGAGGAUAAGCAUUUUGCUCCCAAGCAGUCAGCUCUAGGAGAAACGAGGACAGAAAAGGGAGAUGGGGUUGUGACUGAAGUCAAGAUUCGAUAUGCACUCAAAUUCAGUACUUUUGGCACCAAAAUCAUCCUCUUUUAGACGGUAAUCUCCUGAAGCAAGUCUACACCACUUCUCGUCGCUUUGUUACGAACUCCAGAAGAACACGAGGCCGAAAAUGAAUGUAUAGCAUAUGCAUCAUUUUCGAAUCCAGUGAUCUCUCCUCAAAUCGAUAUUUCUUCCAUUAAUUUAUGAAUAAAUA
Messenger RNA from Mytilinidion resinicola, 1177 nucleotides. RefSeq names its product HAD-like protein. The record is from RefSeq and is a predicted model, not a curated record. NCBI's taxonomy places the organism in Eukaryota, Fungi, Ascomycota, Dothideomycetes, Mytilinidiales, Mytilinidiaceae. Gene Ontology annotation, cellular component: cytosol. The transcript is spliced from 2 exons. Gene Ontology annotation, biological process: protein N-linked glycosylation; mannose metabolic process; GDP-mannose biosynthetic process. The coding region runs from base 48 to 794 and encodes 248 amino acids. Gene Ontology annotation, molecular function: phosphomannomutase activity.